Messenger RNA from Vairimorpha ceranae, 135 nucleotides. RefSeq lists its product as hypothetical. Lineage: Eukaryota; Fungi; Microsporidia; Nosematidae. The transcript has a single exon. The record is from RefSeq and is a predicted model, not a curated record. Bases 1 to 135 code for a protein of 44 amino acids.
AUGCUUACAAACAAAGAAAUUGAAGAUAUUCAAAAAGAACUAGAGAGUUAUAAUAGCAUUAUUUUGGAGUACAAAAAUAAUUUAGUAAAAUCCUUAAAUUUACUAAAAAGAUUUAAAGAUAAAUUUAAGAAAUAG